AUGGCAACAGAAGCAAAAGAUCUCAGAAAACUGAACCUCGAUGCACCAUUAUUAUCAACAAGACGACCCAAUUCACUAACCAGUCAUGUGAACUCACGACGUGCAUCUUGGGACUCACGUAAUCGGGUUCCGUUUUCAUGGGAACUAAGUGCAGGUAAGCCCAAGGACGCCGGAGCUGAUCAAGUCCCCGAUGAUUUUCCAAUCCCACCACCACCGGGGAGAAAACUUGUGGAGAACGAUCAAUAUGAUGGUGAUGACGACUUCUCAGAUGCCAUCGAUACAUUUUCAUUGUCAGCAGCCAUAGACAUGGUGGAGUCAGCAGAGAUGGCGAAACGGAGUACUGGUAACAUGUUAGCAGGCAUGAGUUUGGAGCCAUGUGGGAAUGAGUCGCCUAGUUUCAUCAUUCAGAGGUUUCUUUCUGAUGCUAAAGCUCUUGCUAUUUCAUCUGGUCUACCAAUUGCGAAGAACAUUAGUAAUCAACAGGAGAAGUCAUGUAAGCCUCAAAUUAUCCACACUUCGCCUAAAGGGUGUGGGUUAGGACUCGAUGCUUUGUUCCCUUGGCGUACAAAGCACAGGCCUAGACCUAGGCCACCUUGUGGUGUUAAAAGUCCGGUUAGAGUGACAGCUGCUAGCGUUAAAUCUCAAUGGGGUUUCAAGCCUAAGCCAAAGUAG
Messenger RNA from Lactuca sativa (garden lettuce), 672 nucleotides. RefSeq lists its product as uncharacterized. The record is from RefSeq and is a predicted model, not a curated record. Lineage: Eukaryota; Viridiplantae; Streptophyta; Magnoliopsida; Asterales; Asteraceae.